AUGCGCUUUGGUAAAGGAGAUCUGAUUGGCUCGGACUCCCUCACGAAGGAGCAGGUGAUCAAGACCAACGCCAACGUCAAGGCCCUGACCUACUGCGACCUGCAGUACAUCAGCCUCAAGGGCCUCCGUGAGGUCCUCCGACUCUACCCCGAGUACGCCCAGAAGUUUGUUAGCGAGAUACAGCACGACCUCACGUACAAUCUGCGAGAAGGCCACGGGGCUGACGUGGACUGGGAGAGUAACGGCGGCCUGGUGAAGAAGCUGCCAUCGAUCCGUGAGGAUGAGGAGGGUGACGAGGAGCAGAACACAGUGUCCCGUGCUCCUCGCUCCCCGCUGCGUCUCAGCAGGGGGCUCAACUCUCCCCUGCGCUCUCCUCUGCUGCCACCCAGGCCAUUCCGUGCUCCCUCCGAGCAUUCCCGCCCCACCACCCUGCAGAUACCGGUGGUCAGCUUCAGCAGCGCGCCGCCUGAACUCAGCCCCAGAUUCGUGGACGGCAUCGAAACUGAGAGCAACUGCACGUCAUCACAGAAGUUUGAGUUCAGUCCCAGCAUGUCACCUGCAGCACCACCGUCCCCGUACCCAGGGACCCGUGAGCACUCUGAGAUCAAGCAGAGUGUGUCUAAACUGACUGAGGAGAUGAACAGUCUCUCUAAACAAGUCUCCAAGCUCAGUCAGGAGUUGCAGGAAAUGACACGCCUGCUCAAGCCCCUCUUCCAAACAGCACCACAGCCAAUCCUGAUGACCAUGAUGCCAAAUCUAACCCCGCCUCCAAGCAGCGCCAGCCAGCUGUCCACAAGCACCUGCCUGGUGCUGCAGCCCCCCGCCACACCUUGCUCCCUCCAGAGACCUGAAACUCACUCCCUGUUGGACAGUGGAGACAUUGAGGGUGUGGACCUGCCAGGUUGCCUUCUCCCGACUCCUCAUUCACCGAAAAGGCCUAACUCAUCACCUUCAGCUUUGCCCCAGGUCCCGUCCAAACCCCCAGGGUGCAACGUAACGGGCCCCACCCACUCCAACCCCUCCUCCCCAGAGGAGGCGCAUCCCGAGGGCCUCCGAAGCCUCAACGCUUCCUCCAGUAACGGGAUAUUUUUGCCCUCGCUGCAGGACCAGCCUCCCCUGGCCUCUCACACCCCGUCACCCUCUCUGUCCUUCUCCAUGUCUCUCUGCUCCUCGCCAUCUCUGUCCCCCUGCCAAGGCCCCCACCCGUCCCGACCUGGCAGCUGUGCCAGCAGAGGCCUGCUCCCCCCGCCGCCCUCCCAGGACACCCCUCCUCCCCCGUCCUCCCACUGCUCAGCUCCCCCAUCGCUCACAUCUUCGCCAGGAGACCAUCGGCUGAGGCCUUCCCCCUCCGUCCUUCUCGUCUCUCCCCCCGUCUCCCUCCACCCCUCCACCGUCUCUCUGCCCUUGUCUCUGGACUUUGUCAGUGCACAGGGAAGGCCGGGAGACAGCCAGACGCCACCUUGGUGUAACUCGCAGCUGCGCCGCGGGGAGGCCAGACCCGUCACUCAGCCACAGGAGCUGGAGAUGCAGGAGUGGGGACGACAGGCGGAGGAGAGCAAGUCCUCCACAGAGCACAUCAGCUUCAUCGACGAAGAGGAGCCAGCGUUAUGAACGAGUUGGAACUGAGUGAGAGAUGAUAAAAGAGCAGCAGAGAAUUAAAGAGAUGAAAAAAGGGGAACAAUGGAGAUCAGAUCAGGGAAAGUGACGGCUGCAUGAUGGAGUGAAGACUGACAGGGAAACAGACACCUGGUCCAUUUCACACAGGAAGUGAUGCUCAAAGGACAGACAGGAAACACACCUGGGAGGCCGAUACGCAACGCCAGCUGUGAGCAAAUCAGUGUGAGGGAGUACUUUUCUACACUGAUCAACAACAACAGCACAACUUGUCUUACAGUAUCAACACGUCAGUAGCAUCAGUCGACCCCCGCAGCUACUGGGACACGUAGGACCAGAGCUUUUUAACCAGUUCCACUGAACUCUGGAGCCGAAUUUUUCCAGCUGACUUAAUGUUGCUUUUUAAACCCAGUAUGGAUGUCUCCUCCUCUUCAAAGGGCAGGUACAAACACACAUAUCUCAGCGGGACACGUCUUUAACAAAGCCAGAUAGUCGGAGCCACAGCACUGGGACUGGGAAUGUAAACUCUUCGUUCAGUCUCAGACAGAUCAGGUCACCUCUCCUGGAGAGCCAGUUCGUUUCAUCAGUUGGAUUAUUUUUUAAAGUAUCUUCCUCUGGGCUGGUGGAGGGAAGCUGACAUCAUCUUCAGAGUCAUACACACGGCCGUUACUCAUGUUCACAAAAAAAAACAAACAAACAGAUGUUUGAAUUGGUUUUAACUUCUGACAGAAACUUUUUUUUCCCCUAUAAAAUAAGUUUGAGGGAAGAACCCCGAUUUUAAACAGUCAGGACGCUGUGUGAAUAAAAACAGAAUGCAACAUAUAUUUAAUUGGAUACAGUACAAAGAUAUUUAAUGUUCAAACUGAUAAACUUAUUCUGAAUUUUAUACCUGCAACACUUUCCAAAACCUUUUCACCUUUUCUUUGGAACCGAGGACACCAAUUGUUGAAGUUUUGAAAGUGAAAUUUCUCAAGCAGGCCCCCAAAAAUCUUGAAGACUGACAGACUGUGGAAGAAAAUCCCGUGUGAACACUGUGAGAGAUUAGUUUCUUCUUACAGGAAGCGCCUUGAAGUGUACAUCGCAAACAAAAGUAUUAUAUAAAUUGUAUUUAGUGUUUUCACUACUUUUUCCUGGUGUCAUUCCACUUUACGCACAUAAUUUUUAGGGAUUGAAAUGUUAGGAUUUCUUUAUUAGUGUAGUUUUAUAGGGUUAAAAGAAUACUGCACUUGCAAAAUGACCAUUUGUGAAUAAGUUACCGUGCGUUAGGUUAAAUCUGUGAAGAAAAGUUUGUCCUUCCUGUGCGUCAAAGUGAACGUAGAAUCCAAUCCAAUACUCGCCAUGAAAUUAAGUGAACAAAGGCUGCAUUUAACAAAAGCAAAACUACAUCAAAACAUCUGUUUACAAACUCUCACAACACUUGCAGUAUAAUCCCAGUCCCAUUUACGCAGUCACAUGCAUUUUCACUAAAACAUUUUACUUUAAAAAACUUCCAGCUACACAUAGCGCACACGUGUGCAUAUGAGCUGCGCUGGAGCAGAGUUCAAACACAUGCCCAGGCAGGCUACUCAGCCAUCCAGCCUGGUGUGGCUACACAUUUUGACAGAUAAAGGCCUGUCUCGAUUAGAGGCCUGGUCUGGUUCCCACGCAGUUCUUUUUUUUUUAUUAUAAAAAGAUGUAUAAAAGCGGGUUGUUGGCUACCUCAAAUUAUGUGUCCAUUCCUUGAUUACCCUGUGAGUUAUUCAUAUUUCUUUGGUCCAUAAGGGUCCUCAGAUCAAAAGAUAAAUCCAAGUUGUGAGGGUCGUUUAACAGGAUAAAGUGGUGACGUAACUCACUCUCUGAUGCUCUGUCUGUCGGAGUUUUUAUCUGAAGCCUAAUUUCAUACAAGUAAUAUUCAUACUGGUUUCAAUAAACAGUUUGAUUGUAUUUCCUGAUCUUUGCUGAGCACCAGUUUUGUGUGAGAGGAAUUAAAGGCCUGUCUCAAAUACAGGCCUGUUGAGUUCAGUGAUUUAACCAAAUAAUAGCCCGGGCUAUUAAUUCAAGUUUUAUGUUUUUUUAUCAAAAUGUAUGUGUUUGGAAAGUACUGACCACAUAAAUGAAACGAGUUGUGUGAGAGUUUGUAAACCGAUGUUUUGAUGUAGUUUUGCUGAUGUUGAACUCGGCCCCCAUUUACCUAAAUUCAUGAAGAAUGUUCGCUUUGUUUGGAUUCACCGUUCACCAUGUAGGCAUUCAAGAUAAAGUUGUCUUCACUAAUUCAGCGUAACACGCAGUGAGUAACUGAUAUGCAGACGGUCAUUUUACACGUUAUGUGAACAGCUGCAAAAUAUGUUUAAUGAAAACAACAUGUUGAAUUCUCAUUUUGAAAGGGAUUUGCAGAUCUUUGCAUUCUGUUUUUAUUUCACACAGUGUCCCAAUAUUUUAGCAAGUGGGUUUGUACACAGUCGGGUCAGCAGAUGAGCAUGUCGAGGAGCAGCUUCUAUUAAAGUGCGAAAGAUGGACGACAUGACAGCUCCCCAAAAGUGAAGCCAAAACAUAUCGUUCGCCCCCUGGUGGCUGGCUGCUGUAUAGCUCAUAAACCCCACCCUGUCCAUGUUAGCAGAUCGGACAUGGGCCAAACUAAAAACUCAAAGUACACGUCAAAUAAAUUUUUUCCAAAGAUGGUUUCUGACAUUUUAGUUAGUUCUCGUCACGCUGAUGUUUGUUGAAGUGCUCACCUCUCUGAUAAGUUUUGGUUUUAACUAUACCUUCUUUUUUUCUUUUUUCUUUCUUUUUUAAUUUGAGGCCAUAUAAAGGGGGUUUGACGUCAUGAUUGAUCAGUUUCGCUGCUCGUUAUUGGUCGGACAGCAGUAACACGAAACUGCAAAAAUUGCUAGAAAGCAACUGCCAUAGUAUUCGAUGCACGAAAUAUUUUGGCUUCACUUUUGUACAGUGGGACGAAGUGGAGACCCGUCGUCCAUCUUUAUUCACAGUCACUGGUGUGAACUUUAAGCGGUAGUGACGUGUGCCAAAGACAAAAAGUAAGACUGAUGGAAAACAUGGCGGAACCACAAACAUCAUAAACAACACCCAUCACCAUCAUGACUGUUUACAACCAGCCAAUCAGAUUGUACAGCAAACUCCCACAUCACUCCUGAGCUUUAGCCAUCCAGCCAUUCGUGCCUUCUUCAUGAAAAGUUCCCUAAAAUCCUCCACCUGUUAAUCACAGGCAGCAUUUGGAUCAAAAUUUACACAGAAAGCCAUCAGAGUCACCUUCAGAGAUCAUGUGCACCUUUAUCUAAAAUGUUAUUUAUUUAUUUAUUUAUUUAUUUAGGCUGUGAAUUUAUUUAUUUUGUGGAGCAAAUUAACGAGGGAAACUUAUUUUCAGUGGGAAGGUUGUGACGAGUGUUUGUCAUCUAACUGCACAUUAACACUCCAGACUGAGUGUCACCUUCCUGAUUCUUAUGUAGCACACAUGCAUUAACACGUUCAUCAUCAUCUCCACCCCCCCAACCCCACCAACCACUGAGCUUUAUGCUGGGACGAGACAACAGCCUAACCCUAAAACUCCAAUACCCAGGCUGCAUUGCUACGGAGGUCUCAGGACUUCUUUUUGCUUUGGUGAGGUGCUUUGUGCGCCGCGUUACUUGUAAUAUAGACAGUCAGAUUUCUGGUUUCUAUUUUCUGUAACGGGAGCAGGGGAGGGACGACCUGGACUCUUUACACACACAGAUUCACUGAGCAGAACUCCCACUGACGUCCAUGGAGUUCAGAUCCUGCGGGUUACUCUGGGGUGGGGGUGGGGGGGUGGGAGGGGGUCUUGGGUACACAAAAGGGUUUUAAAUGCAUGUCACAGCUUUUUUUGCAUGAGGAAUGUGCCUGCUUUGGAGCUGUCGAGGGCGGAGGGCUGACGGGAGACGACAAACUGCCCCGCCCGACUGGAGGCUGUUGGGUUUCAGAUGUUUUAUUAAAGACUGCUGUUACAUUUAAAAAAAGAACUUUACCAUGAUUACAUACUGUACAACAAUAAAGAAGUGUUGUUUUGUAAGAUGUUGGACUCCUGUGCUACUCUGGGAACCAUUAGCCCCAGUUUGAGUCACAGAGGUGAGCGUCCUGUCUGAAAAGUGGAUGACUGGGAAACCUAGAAGGACACUUAACAACACUAACUGCUGAUCUGGAGAUAGUUUCAGAGUUGUUAAAGGAAUAGUUCAGAUUUUUUGGAGUGCUGUUGUAUGGGACACUUAUCUAUAGAAAGAAUAUUACAUACAGUAGAUGUCAGUGGACGGAUGGAGUCUGACAUGGAAGCUAGAAAUGUGCUGCUGUGGAGGGGUCAGCAACAAAAACCUUUAGCCACCUAAAAAGAUCAAUUUCAGUGUUAUUGUGUGCGCUAUAUUUAGAAUAUUUUCACUGCUUUACCUUGAUGUCAAACAGUGAUUUCCCACUGGAAAAUGAAGCCGUAAUAUCGCUCUCUUCAAAGCCAGACUCCAUUGAGAAAAACAGUAAUUUUACCUCACAGAACACAGGAGCUGCUGGUCUACUGCUGCCUCCAUCAGUUAGUUAGUUUGUCUCACUGUGUGACUUUUGCAUUUAAAGGGUUAGUUCAGAGUCAACAAAGUCAUGUAUUAACAUAAACUAACAAACUAAUCGAGGCAGCAGUAGACCAGCAGCUCCUGUGUUCAGUGUGCUAAAAUUACUGUUUUUCUCAAUGGAGUCUGGCUUUGACGAGAGCAAAGAUGAAAAACUGAAGCCGUUAACAGCUUCCCUGUUAGAACAAGCUGUCUGACAGAAAGGUAAAGCAGUGAAAUAACUCUCAAUAUAGCGUACACUUAAACUGAUGUUGAUAUUUUUAGGUGGCUAAAACACAUUUUGUUGCUGACCCCUCCACAGCAGCACAUUGCUUAACCUCCAUGUCAGUAUUCCAGCCUGCUUCUCCAAACUGAAGGUGUGCCGACUGACAUCUACUUUAGGUAUUACGCUGACUGUGGAUAAGCACCCAAUGCAACCCCACCUCAAAAAAUCCAAACUCUUUAAUAAGUCUAACCAUCUGGAUGAAAUUAUAUUCUGUCUGCAAGACUAAUAUGUUUUCCUGUUUCACAAGUUGCGUCGGCUGUUUGUGAUCCAGGUGAUCCUCACUCUUUUUGUAAAAUGCAAGAAAAAUGCAUUUUUUAUUUUAAAAUGAAACACAUAGAAAGAGGCAAUAGAAACAAAUGUAACUGAUAACAUUUUAAAAUGUUUGUUCAUGUUGCAUAGAUGCAUAAAAGACAUUAUUUUUAGAUACUGUCUCUGUCUGGAAGGAAACAGAGUCAGAAAAAGGUCAGAAAUCUUUUUCCGUCCUGCAGCAGACGCAGUAUUUUUAUCCAGUUUGUUAGAGAAGUGUUGUGUUAGUUGAAACUAUCCUCAGCACAGCAGGAAGUGUUGUUAAAAAAAGCCUCUGGGUUCUUCAGACAUCACUACAAAUUUACUUUUCAAAGAAACUGAUAAUUACCUCUGUGACUCAGACUCAGUGGGGAAACACAAGUUCACUGUUCUUGUAUUAACUGUAUUUGUGCUUCCUUUACACCGCAGAGAGAAAUGUAUUCUGUGCUACAUGUGACUGCAGCACUAAACACAUGAAGCAACCAGGGGUGCACCAAUGUGGAUCUGAUAUUAGCAUCACACACAGCUGGAUCAGGUACCAGACACUGUGGGACCAAUCCAUAUCAGUUCAUUGUAUUAAUCUCAUUACACGUAUGUACAUCAUGUGUCAGGAGCGCGCCAACAGAUCGCAUUUUGUUCUGCUUUUAUGCAGUUGAAUUUGUUAAUUUAUAGGUUUACACUUGAACUGUAGUUGCAGGAUAUGUCCACGUAAGUAUCUGAAACAUACCCUGAAGGGUUCAUUCAAAUCGACCCCUGGUAUAUAGUGUGGUAGAACACAUAUCAGAUAUUGUCUACAGGAUAUGUUUCAUAACCAUGUGUGUUUUGAAAUCAGUUAACAGGGGGCGCCAUCAGUUCCAAACAAGUGCACUGGCCUUACGUAGAAUUUGGUCAUAAAUCGAUGACAGUUUGUCCAAAUGUCACCAAACCUGGUGGAUAUUUUUAUUUAAGCUGUUAAAGCAUAUCCCCAAAAUGUUUCUGCAACUGACCCAUAGAGGGCGACAGUGUACUAAAGAAAAGCAUGACCCGGCAGAGAUUUGGACAUGAAUGAAUGAGCAUAUCCUGCUGAGACCCUGCGUCCUCCUUUGAGGACAUCACAUUUUGGGUUUACUGGACCUUAUACUUUAUUCUGCUUAAUUUAGACCUGUUGUCCUCGUUCGUGGACACUUUUUUGUGCCAUCUAGUGGUAGGAAGAGCACAGUACACAAAAGUGGACGAGGUCCAAAACCUGAUCAAAUUUAAUAGUUAAUGUUUGUAGUUCGACAUGCCAAACACACUUAACCAAUUUUAGAAACAGUGACAAGCUCAGGCACUGUUAAUGUAAAAGUGCUCGUUUGAAGACAUUGGGAAUUUAUUAUCAUUGAGAAUGUUUCGUUUUUUUAACCAAACAAAAUUCCAGGUCUCAGGAGGAUAUACCUGAUUGUCAUAAAACAUUUUAGACAGGUAUUGUAAACUGUCAAAGGUCUUGAUCUUUUGCAGCUCCAUGAUGGCUUAAACCCGCUGGCUGCUAUAUUUAAACACUGGUCUUGGAUUGGUGCACACCAUCUGCUGAUACCUAAAGCCUCGGUGCAUCCCUGGAGGCAGCCCCACAGCCCUCUGCUUUAAAGGGAUAGUGCACCCAAAUAUGAAAAUUCAGCCAUUAUCUACUCACCCAUAUGUCGAGGGAGGCUCAGGUGACGUUUUAGAGUCCUCACAACACUUGCGGAGAU
Epinephelus moara (kelp grouper) is the source of this 8429-nucleotide messenger RNA. Its product is annotated as proline-rich protein 36-like. Gene Ontology annotation, molecular function: voltage-gated potassium channel activity. The coding region runs from base 1 to 1611 and encodes 536 amino acids. The transcript has 6 exons. Gene Ontology annotation, biological process: regulation of membrane potential; potassium ion transmembrane transport. Lineage: Eukaryota; Metazoa; Chordata; Actinopteri; Perciformes; Serranidae. The record is from RefSeq and is a predicted model, not a curated record.